Rhodotorula toruloides NP11 is the source of this 1389-nucleotide messenger RNA. Its product is annotated as ubx domain containing protein. The record is from RefSeq and is a predicted model, not a curated record. The coding region runs from base 1 to 1389 and encodes 462 amino acids. The transcript has 10 exons. NCBI's taxonomy places the organism in Eukaryota, Fungi, Basidiomycota, Microbotryomycetes, Sporidiobolales, Sporidiobolaceae. Gene Ontology annotation, cellular component: nucleus; cytosol. Gene Ontology annotation, biological process: nuclear membrane reassembly; Golgi organization; proteasome-mediated ubiquitin-dependent protein catabolic process. Gene Ontology annotation, molecular function: ubiquitin binding.
AUGGCUUCUGAGCAGGAGAAACUCGCCCAGAUCGCUUCCAUCACUGGCUGCAGCCUCAACCAGGCUUCCUUCUUCCUCGAGUCGGCUGGGGGCGAUGUCGAGGCCGCCGUCGCCGCCUUCUUCGACAACCCGCAAGGAGAUGACGACGCCGCUGGAGGAGCUCCCGCCCAGCUUGUAUUAGGGUCGAGCCAACAAGGUGCUGCUCCGGCACCUCCGGCACCUCAUUCAUCGACGCAGGCGACACAGUCGAGCGGAGCGUACACUUUGAGCGGAGCGCCGGUUGACCCUCUCCCGGCUGGAUGGGGCCAGAGGAGCAGCGCGUCGAGCAGCCGUUCUGCGACGCCUUCGAACCCGAUGCGCUCGACCGGAGGACCGCGCAUCACCGGCUUCCGCGACCUUGCUUCCUCCUCCACCGGCCCUUCGUUCCCUCCAAGCGGCGACGACGAUGAUGACGACCACGACGACGAGGGACGCGACCCGACACACUUCUUCGCAGGCGGAGCAAAGAGCGGUCUUUCGGUGGAGAACCCGGACGACCAGCGCCGUGGCGGAGUUGGUGGCAUGUUGAGGGACAUUCUGCAGCAGGCUCGCGAGGGCUCUCGUCGCCUUGCUGGUGGAGGAGACGCGGAUGAGCAGCCUAGGCCAUCCUUCUUCACGGGCAGCGCACACACGCUCGGCUCGGACGAAACGCCCUCUACAUACAUUCCGGACCCGAACGCGAAAGAGCAGGACGAAGAUGAGAACGAAGAGGAGGAAGUCGCGAUCCGCCACUUGACGUUCUGGCAGGACGGUUUCUCGAUCGACGACGGAGACUUGAUGCGCUACGAGGACCAUCGGGAGCUCUUGGCGGCAAUUCAAGCAGGGCGUGCGCCCAUCUCCUUCCUCAAGGUCAAGCACGACCAGCCCGUCGAGCUCCGCAUCGCCGAGCGCCGUAGCGAGAAGUGGACUCGCCAGGCGCCGCAGCCGUCAGGCCCGUUCACUGGCUCGGGCAACCGCCUCGGUUCCGGCUCACCCUUCCCUGAGUCGAGUCCCGCUCCCUCCCCUGCUCCCGCGACAACCGGCUCGACUCGCAUGUUCAGUGGACUGAUCGGCAAUCCGAAAGCGCCGGACGCUCCCGUCAGCGGCGACGUUCAGUUCGAGGUGGACAGGAACGAGCCAACGACGCAGGUGCAGAUCAGGCUGAGGAACGGCGAGAGGAUGGUCGCUACGUUCAACCAUACGCACAACGUCGGUGACAUCCGCCGCUACAUCAACGCGUCCCGACCAGGCGAGGCUUCAAGCUCAUACGUCUUGCAGACGACGUUCCCGAGCCGCGACCUCACGGACGACUCGCAGACGAUCAAGGACGCCGGCUUGAUGGGUUCGGUGGUGAUGCAGCGGCCGGUCUGA